Pestalotiopsis fici W106-1 is the source of this 849-nucleotide messenger RNA. RefSeq lists its product as uncharacterized. NCBI's taxonomy places the organism in Eukaryota, Fungi, Ascomycota, Sordariomycetes, Amphisphaeriales, Sporocadaceae. The transcript has 2 exons. Gene Ontology annotation, molecular function: hydrolase activity, hydrolyzing O-glycosyl compounds. The record is from RefSeq and is a predicted model, not a curated record. Bases 1 to 849 code for a protein of 282 amino acids. Gene Ontology annotation, biological process: carbohydrate metabolic process.
AUGCGUUUCCAAACCAGCUCUGUGCUACCAUUUCUUCCGGCUUUGGCCUCGGCCAUUGCAGCUCCCAGCAUGGAUGGGUUCAGCAUUCUGUUCUCUGAGUCCUUUGCUGGCACUGCUGGCUCUACGCCAGAUACGGGCGUAUGGAAUAUUGCCACGGCCAUUGACACAAACGCCGAAGUUCAAACAUAUACCACUUCAAAUAACAACCUUCAAAUCAGCGGAGGAGAGACGGUCCAAUUCGUUCCCAGAAAGAGCACCACGGGCGUUUGGACCUCUGGCCGUAUCGAGACGGUCGGUGCAUGGACCCCAGAGGACGGAAAAGUCAUGGUCAUUCAAGCAAGUAUCCUCUUGGGUAGCAAUGCCCAGGUGAAUAAGCAAGGUCUCUGGCCAGCUUUCUGGUGCUUGGGCGACGCCAUUCGCCACGGCACUGAAUGGCCACUGUCUGGAGAGAUUGACAUCUUUGAGCAAGUGAAUGGAGUGCCUACUGCGUAUGGUACCCUUCAUUGUGGCACAACCGUUGGCGGGCCUUGUGCCGAGCCUUUGGGAAGACAAGCAGCCACUACUUUGCCCGCCGACGGCUUCAAUACUUGGGGUGUAAGAAUCGACCGCACCAACUCAGACUGGACUCUGCAGACGAUCCAGUGGCAGCUCAACGGCGCAACCUUCAACACUGUCACUGGUGCCGACAUUGCCGACGAGGGCACGUGGGCGACCCUUGCGCACAGUCCCUUGUACAUCCUUCUCAAUCUCGCUGUCGGUGGUGACUGGCCUGGUGAGCCCAACUCGGAGACUCUCGACGGCUACGGCAGCAUGAUGGAGGUCGAGUAUGUUGCUGUGUACUCCUCAUAA